AUGUCUGUGAUAUAUAACAACAUCUGUGCCGUGGACACAGUCCUUGAUAGACUCAAGCAACAUGUCGAAGAUCUGCAUCUCAACGCCAGAGAUCUAGCUGAACAGAGCCAAAAUAGCGCCUAUUCGUCGCAAACCAACUCACUGGCUAGAACAAUCGAUUCUCUCUCAGUCACCUCAAAGUCUCAACCGGUACUGCAAGCCGAUCGGAUUGCAGCUCUGCUCUCGGCGAUUCCAUAUGACGCCCUUGAACCGGACGACCCCUCUAAUCCGCUCAGCGCACAUACGGCAGACCUACUGUGGCUCUUAGCGGCAAAGGCAGCAGUGCAGACUUCGGGGGCGGUGUUGAACGUUCUUCUAGAGCAAAUCAUCGAUUUCAAUGGCGAAAUAAGUUACUGGGAGGAUGUCCUUGGCUCCCGCUUCAAUGUCGCGUUCUAUACGCUCCAAACAUUGCCCGUGAGGGUUUGGCACAAAACCUUGAACGUUUUCACCGUCAGGUCUCAUGAAGACACCACAGGCUCUUCCGCCCCCAUCACAGUAACCUGGAUGGAAUUCUACAAUUCGGUUCGUGGGUGCUUUCGCCAACCCUGGCGGUUCUCACCAAAGACAAUGCUACUUUCGCCACUUCUCGCAUCUAGGCCAGGAAUACACCGAAAACGAGACUCUCUGAGGGAAAUGAAGGAUUUCAAUGCAGUCGGCAUUGGGAUUUUGAUGAAGGAAUGCAUAUCACAACAUACCACGCGCGAAUACGCUGACGACAGAUUUGGUGAUGGUCUCUGGCGUGAUGAGGUAUCUAGGAGUGUUGCAUUGAUAGUCUCUUUUCUUGAACAAACCCAAGAUAAGAACAACACACAACGACACAAGGAUUUAAUCUUGGCAAUUGAUGAAUCAAGCGCAUCUGGCCAAUUGCACCGCGGCGCUCGUCAUGCUUGCCAGUCACCCGCAGUUGUUAUCAAACGACUCAGGCACAUACAUGAGAACCUCCUUCCAAACCACACUAGACUUUCAGCGCGUACUAUUACUGAUUCGGGACGACCUCCUCGCAUCGUGCGCUACUGGUUGCCCAUAUCUAUUGCGGUUUUCUCGACGAGCACCGUCUUCAAAUUUCUAGCAAAUCGACACCAGAAGAUCAUCAGAUGGGCUGUAAAUAUUGGAUCAACUACCGUGCAAUUUUGGAACAACUGGGUCGUGAAUCCGAUUCAACGGCUAAUCAGAACCAUUAGGCACGACGAGAACAGCGAAAUCGCAUUGAUGAGCAGGAAUAGCCUAGAAGCUGACCGAGCGAGUCUUGAGAGAAUGGUUGUCGAUUUCACUCUCGAUCAGAGAGAAUCGCGAAUUGGAGAUCCUAGCAUAAACACAAAUGCAAUUACUGAAAAGGUCCGAGAAGGGGAUUUAACACCGGUCCUAAGGGCUUAUGAGAAAGACCUGCGAAAUCCUUUCAUUGGAACAAUCAAAGGUGAUCUUGUACGCGCUCUCCUGAUUCAGAUUCAGAAAACAAAAGUCGACGUCGAAAUCGCCAUUGGUGGUAUUGAUUCGCUCCUGAAAAGCCAGGAGCUUGUUUUUGGAUUCGUUGGAUUGACACCGGGAAUCAUGGUGUCAUAUGCAUGCCUACGAUGGAUCUGCGGGAUUUUCAGCCCUAGGCAGGGGUUGAAAGUCGGUAGGCAGGAUGAAUUCAGACAUGCAAUGAGGAAUGUUCACCGUACCGCAACAUCAUCCAUAACAGCAGUCGGCCUCUCAGCAUACAAAGACCAUGGUCUUCUGAUAUGUGACUCAGAAGUCUUGCUCCAAAAAGCCAAACUGAUCCUAAGAGGAGCAGAUCUUCGUGCAUUCCAAGAAGAUGUUGGUGACUUAGUCGACCAGAACAGGUCUGGCAAGCAACUCGAUGUGGUUGCGCGGAUGGGGUGGGUGUAUUCAAAAUGGCUUCAAUGA
Molecule: messenger RNA, 1926 nt
Organism: Aspergillus affinis
Lineage: Eukaryota; Fungi; Ascomycota; Eurotiomycetes; Eurotiales; Aspergillaceae
Product: NCA2 family protein
Exons: 4
Coding region: 1-1926 (641 amino acids)
Cellular component (GO): mitochondrial outer membrane
Source: RefSeq, a predicted model, not a curated record